AUGUGUAUUGAUUACCGGCAGUUGAACAAGGUUACAAUCAAGAAUAAGUAUCCAUUGCCGAGGAUUGAUGAUUUGUUUGAUCAGCUUCAGGGUGCUAAGGUAUUUUCGAAGAUUGACUUGAGAUCUGGCUACCAUCAAUUGAGGAUUAGGGCAUCCGAUGUUUCUAAGACAGCUUUCCGCACUCGGUACGGGCAUUAUGAGUUCUUGGUGAUGUCAUUCGGGAUGAAAAAUGCCCCAGCAGCUUUUAUGGAUUUGAUAAACCGAGUGUUCAGGCCUUAUUUGGACUCAUUCGUGAUAGUCUUCAUUGAUGAUAUCUUGAUAUAUUCCCGCAGCCAGGAGGAGCACGAGCAGCAUCUCAGAGUGGUUCUUCAGACUCUGAGGGAUAGUCAGUUAUAUGCUAAGUUCUCGAAGUGUGAGUUCUGGUUGAGUUUUGUUGCAUUCCAGGGUUAUGUUGUAUCAGCAGAGGGUAUUUAG
Molecule: messenger RNA, 474 nt
Organism: Nicotiana attenuata
Lineage: Eukaryota; Viridiplantae; Streptophyta; Magnoliopsida; Solanales; Solanaceae
Product: RNA-directed DNA polymerase homolog
Exons: 1
Coding region: 1-474 (157 amino acids)
Source: RefSeq, a predicted model, not a curated record